GGCAGAGGCAUCAGGAGGCAAAGAACAAAAGUACGACUGUAAAGAUGGAGAGCAGAUAAGAUGGAGGAAGACAAGGAUGACAACACAGCAGCAGCUGAAGGAGGAGGAGGAGACUCUGGAACCAAAUCUGUAACACCAAUUGACAAAGACCCUGCAGUAGAGGAGAUGGAGGGAGGUGCAGACACGACCAAGUGUGAUACUGAACCUGGUGAAGCUCAACAGUCAGAGAAGACUGCUGAAAGCACAGGAGGAGACUCUGAAAUCACAUGUGUAGAACCAUCUGCAUCAGAUAAGACAGAUGAAUCAACAGGGGAAGGCGAUGAUGGUGAAGAACUCCAACAAAGAAGGCAGACGAGAAAAAGAGGUGUUGAAAACAACAGCAAGUGGUCUUCAGAGGAAAGUGAAACAAUGGAGGAAACAAGUGCAACAUCUCAGAGUGAUUCCUCAGCGUUACAGCAAAAUCACACAGAUGAUCCUGUAGUAGAAGACAUGGGUGAGAAUACAGCUGAAAUCAAGUGUGAUCCAGUGCAUGAACCUGGUGAAGCUCAACAGUCAGAGAAGACUGCUGAAACUACAGGAGGAGACUCUGAAAUCACAUGUGUAGAACCAUCUGCAUCAGAUACGACAGAUGAAUCAACAGGGGAAGGUGAUGAUGGUGAAGAACUCCAACAAAGAAGGCAGAAGAGAAAAAGAGGUGUUGAAAACAACAGUGAGUGGUCUUCAGAGGAAAGUGAAACAAUGGAGGUCACAAGUGCAACAUCUCAGAGUGAUUCCUCAGCGUUACAGCAAAAUCACACAGAUGAUCCUGUAGUAGAAGACAUGGGGGAGAAUACAGCUGAAAUCAAGUGUGAUCCAGUGCAUGAACCUGCUGAAGCUCAACAGUCAGAGAAGACUGCUGAAAGCACAGAAGGAGACUCUGAAAUCACAUGUGUAGUACCAUCUGCAUCAGAUAAGACAGAUGAAUCAACAGGGGAAGGUGAUGAUGGUGAAGAACUCCAACAAAGAAGGCAGAAGAGAAAAAGAGGUGUUGAAAACAACAGCGAGUGGUCUUCAGAGGAAAGUGAAACAAUGAAGGUCACAAGUGCAACAUCUCAGAGUGAUUCCUCAGUGUUACAGCAAAAUCAAACAGAUGAUCCUGUAGUAGAAGACAUGGGGGAGAAUACAGCUGAAAUCAAGUGUGAUCCAGUGCAUGAACCUGGUGAAGCUCAACAGUCAGAGAAGACUGCUGAAAGCACAGGAGGAGACUCUGAAAUCACAUGUGUAGAACCAUCUGCAUCAGAUAAGACAGAUGAAUCAACAGGGGAAGGUGAUGAUGGUGAAGAACUCCAACAAAGAAGGCAGAAGAGAAAAAGAGGUGUUGAAAACAACAGUGAGUGGUCUUCAGAGGAAAGUGAAACAAUGGAGGUCACAAGUGCAACAUCUCAGAGUGAUUCCUCAGCGUUACAGCAAAAUCAAACAGUAGAAGACACUGUGGAGAAUACAGCUGAAAUCAGGUGUGAUCCAGUGCAUGAACCUGGUGAAGCUCAACAGUCAGAGAAGACUGCUGAAAGCACAGAAGGAGACUCUAAAAUCACAUGUGUAGAACCAUCUGCAUCAGAUAAGACAGAUGAAUCAACAGGGGAAGGUGAUGAUGGUGAAGAACUCCAACAAAGAGGGCAGAAGAGAAAAAGAGGUGUUGAAAACAACAGUGGGUGGUCUUCAGAGGAAAGUGAAACAAUGGAGGUCACAAGUGCAACAUCUCAGAGUGAUUCCUCAGCGUUACAGCAAAAUCACACAGGUAUCUUAGAUAUGGAUGGUAGUGGAAACAAGGAUGAGCAGUCAGUGAAGAUUUCUGAGGACAUCGACAGGAAUAAACAACAUCAAAGAGAAACUGAAAAGCUUCUCAGCAGACUUCACCUUCAAGAUAAACAUCAACAGAAGUUGUCAGCAACAGAUUUUCUUACAAUGGGUCCACCUGUGAAACACGACCACAACAUAUCCGAGAAAGAUCUCGCUCAUAGUUUUCUUCAGAAGUUGAUGAUGUUAGACUACAGAGCCCGAUAUAUUCCUGUAACACAUGAAAUUCCUGAUACAAGCCAUUACAAUCCUUGUCCAGAGUUUGACACUCUUGACACAGACGACAAUGACUUAGAUGGUCUUUUUAGCACCAGUGUAGAAGUUGAUCAGUCAAGACUCAAGACUCAUGUACAUCCAAUGGAUGUUCAAAUGGCAGUGUUUCACUGCUCAGACAGCUUUUUAAAGCAGGACAUGAUAACAAAGCUCUCACAAUGUCAGUACGCCUUACCUUUGCUUGUUCCAGACCCAGUCACAAUGAACAUUGACUGUCCUCUGUGGACAUUCAGACAAAUAAAAAAAACAUGGAAAAAAACUGAAAUUAAAGAAAAUUCAAACACUGUCACCAUGAAGAGCAUGUCCAUCUGCAAAGCUGAGACAGCCAUGGUGUCAUUUCUCCGCCUGGGUUCACUGUCUGUGUCUAAAUCUCAGCUGAUGAACACUUUGAUCAACGACCGUCACAGCACCUUCUUCCACAGAAACUGCCCAGGUAGCACCAAGUCUCGCCAUUUGAUGGAUGGUGUGGCAGAGAUUGCCUGGUACUGUCCUGCUGGAAAACCCAAUGAUGCCUUCACUGACUGCAUUGCCUUCUGUAAUCUCCAUGGUGAUGCUCUGACAAUUGAAAAACAGCGUGACAUACUGACAGACAAAUCUUCGGUCAAUGUUGUUCUUGUACCAACUCUUCAGAAAGGUGACAAAAGUACUGCAGUUAUAUCUGCCCUUUACAAGUCUCCAAAGCCUCUCAUUCUUCUCAUUGCUGAUAACGAUCAUGGUGUCAUUCAGCUGAAAGAGGGAAAAUAUAAAAUUGGUCUGAAGGACAGAAGUCAGUCAGACGUUUCUGAAGAACUGAAGAUAAUCAUCAGAGGAAGUUUGUCUGGACCACAUGAAUCCUUCCAGCUUGAAACCAUGGCUGAGGUCUCUGGAAUCAGAGUGGAUGAAGAUGACAAACUCUGCCAGAAUGGGAAAUCUGCUGCAAUGAAAAUUGUGAACUUGUUUCAGAGCAAGGAUGUUUCAGAGAUCAAAGAAACAUUUCUUCCUUGUCAAGGCAAAUUGUGGCAUGAUUGGUCCAGUAAAAACAAAGAACUGUAUCACCUCAAAGGACACAUUGAGAAAGAAAAAUGUCAAAAGCAACAGCAACUGAAACAAAUUCGACAGAAACAAUGCACUGCUUCCUGUGGUAAACUGAUGAAGUUGUUCAUUGAAAACCUGUCAUUGUUGCCAUCGACAGACAAAGAGUAUUUCCUGAAAUGGACUCAGAUCUUAAUAGAUGCUCUCUCCACAGAUGAUCUCUCAUUAAUUCUCCAAAGCUAUGAUGAAAAGUGGUCUGAAGUCUUGGAAUUGAAGAAGAAGCAUGACAAAACUGAUCUAAAGGAAAAGCAAACUGAGCUUGAAAAGAUAUCAACAAAACUACAGUCAGCAACUUUUGGCUUGGAGCACAUCUUUAGAGAAAUGGGACAGAUCUAUGAAGCCCAUGCAUCUCUGCAGAAACAAACUAAGAGAGGAAAGACUGACUGGUCUAAAUACCCUGAGCUGGCUGCAGAACUGAUGAUAUCAGGACACCCAAUGGAGCUGAUGGAUGGUGAUGCAGGUCAUGUGCCUUUAACAUGGAUCUCUAGUCUUUUAGAUGAAGUCAUCAAGAAACUGGGUGACAAGAGAGUUUUUGUUUUGUCUGUAUUAGGCGUACAAAGCAGUGGGAAAUCAACAAUGCUCAAUGCCAUGUUUGGCUUACAGUUUGCAGUGAGUGCUGGCAGGUGCACCAAGGGGGCCUUCAUGCAGCUGGUCAAAGUGUCAGAGGAGAUCAAGAAAGACUUUCAGUUUGACUACAUUCUAGUGGUGGACACUGAAGGACUGCAUCCUCCUGAGUUGGCAGGUAACGACACUAUUCACCAUGACAAUGAACUGGCAACAUUUGUUGUUGGUCUGGGAAACAUGACACUGAUCAACAUCAAUGGAGAGAAUCCAGCUGAGAUGCAAGAUGUUCUGCAGAUUGUUGUUCAGGCUUUCAUGAGGAUGAAGAAAAUCAAACUUUCUCCAAGUUGUGUGUUUGUUCAUCAGAAUGUCACAGAUAUUGCAGCUGCAGAGAGAGUCAUGCAUGGAAAGCGACAGCUGCAAGAAAAACUGGACCAGAUGGCCCAACUAGCAGCUAAAGAGGAGGUUUGUGAUGCUGAGUGCUUCAGUGACAUCAUUGCAUUUGAUGUGCAGAAGGAUGUAAAAUACUUUGCACAACUCUGGGAGGGAAGUCCACCUAUGGCUCCUCCAAAUCCAGGUUAUAGUGAGAGCAUCCAAGAGCUGAAAUCCAUUAUUUGCUCUAAAGCUUUACAGUCUGUGGAAAGCACUCUCUCACAGUUCAAAAGCAAAAUUCAUGACCUGUGGAAUGCCCUGUUGAAUGAAAACUUUGUUUUCAGUUUCAAAAACACACUCGAAAUUGCAGUGUACAGAAAACUCGAGGUCCAGUAUGGUAACUGGACCUGGGCCCUGCGGAGCAACAUGUUGAGCAUUGAGAACAAGCUCUAUACCAAAAUUGAAAAUGGAAAACUUGACAAGUUCGAGCUGGACUAUCUUCAUAAAGAAAUGAAGACAACAUAUGUAGAAAUCAAGAAAGCAAUGACAGCAUACUUUGAUGAUGACAGAGACAAAGAAAUUUUGGUUCAGUGGCGACACCGAUUUCAAAGCAAAAUCCAGGAGUUUUAUGAUGAACACCUGAAAGGAGUUAAAAGACAACUGGAUGAAGUCAUCGAGCAGAAGAAUGCUUGUAAAAAGCUAGAUGAUAAGAAGACAGAGUUUCAGAACAAGCUGCUACAAAAGAGCAAAGAGCUCGCUCAUCAGCUAAAAGACAAGGCAGAAGAUGAAGAGGAACUUGAAAACCACUUCAACUCUGUCUGGAGUGGCUGGGUCCAUGAACUAACUGCAGAUACAAAACCUAUUGAGGACAUCAACUAUGACAAAGAUCAGUCAACUAUUCUACAUGAGCUUGGUUUUGAAUGGUCUCUCAUACAUGAAUCCAAAAGCAGUGGUAGAUAUAAAAAAAUAUCAAGGGUUGGUGAUUACCUUCAUUAUGCAACCCUCACCAGAAACCGAGACCUGUGUAACACUGAUCAACAAUUGCAAGAAACUGAGAAAGAAAGGCAAACAACGGGAACACGUAUGUUACGUUCUACUGUAAACAGAGUCUUUGAAUUUGUUUCAGAAACUGUGACUAGAGCAGGAUUUUACUUGGGGUAUGUUCAGUAUGAAGAACAGCAACUGAUCAGAUUCUUCAUUAACGACAUCGAAAAAAAGUCCCUUAAUGCUAUUAAGAGCAAGCCUGUAGCUACAAGAGGCUACAGAUCAACUUACUUGCAAAAAGUGGCAAACAGCAUCAAAGAAAAUGUGACAGAAUUUGAAUCAAAGAGGACAUUUGCUCUGAAAAAGGAAUUUACAGUUGAUCUCUUACUGUACGUGUUUCACAGAGCAGGGAAGUGGCUUACAGAGUCCCACAAGAAAUUCCAAGGGAACAACGAUGCACUCGCCUAUGUAGAAAGCAAGAAAAUGCAAUAUUACAAAGUUUUCAGAAGCUUCUGCAAAGAAAACUCAUCUGCUGUUGUGCUCGGAGAACUGAUCUGUGAGAAACUGAAGAGUUCAACUGUUGAGGCCGUCUGUAACAAGACUGCCAUUGAUCUCGCUAGAGAGAUGAAGUGCAACAUCCCAGCAUUUAACGGGAACAGGCUGAACUUGGAGAAACAUUUGUUGAAGUCACUGGCAGAGAAAGAGGACUUUGAUAGUUUUAUCACCUACAUCCAUGACCCAAGAAACCAAGCAGAGUCUUUUAUAAGCAAGGAAGUACAGAAAUACAUCUUCACAGAAAACAAAGAUAAGGCAAUGAAUAUACUCAAGAAAAAUGUUGAAGACAUCAGAAAACAUGUUAGUCAGGCUUUAUUUGAUGCAACAAAGAAAGUUCAAAAUAAGGAAAAUGAUGAAGGUAAAAAAGCAGACACAGACAUCUGGGUUGAUGAAUUUUCUAGUUUGCUUAAAGAUGAACUAACAUUUGACACCAUCUGUUGUCAAAACUUCAGUGAUAUAACUGAUUUUAACUUUCUUAGAGAAGAGACAGAGAGAGGCCUUGUAUCCAUCAUUGAUGAGAUUAGCAGUCUCUCACUGGACAAAAUGGAGGAAUUCAGGAUGAAGCCUGAUGAAAUCCUCAUCGAUCAGCUGUGUAACUGCUGCUGGGUAAAGUGUCCAUUCUGUUCAGCUGUUUGUACUAACACACUGAAAGAUCACAGUCCUGACAAACACAACGUCCCUUUUCAUCGCCCCUCUGGGACUCAGGGAUUUCACACUAGAGGGACAGUGGACCUGGUCGUUGAUUUCUGCACAACAUUAGUUGCCAGUGAUGGAGGCUUCCACCCCAAUCAAUCAGAUGAGUCCUUUCCUUAUAAACAGUUUCAAAGUGCUGGGGGAGAGUUUGCUACAUGGGAGAUUACUCCUGAUGCAUCUAAGCUGACAUACUGGAAAUGGUUUGUAUGUCGAUUUCAAAAGCAACUGGAAGAGUACUAUCAAAAAAAAUUCCAAGACAGAGGAGAAAUUCCCAGUGAGUGGAGAAACCACAAUAAAGAAGAAGCUAUUGAAAGUCUGGAUGACAUGUACAAUCUGUGAGUGAUUCACAAACAAACAAACAAGCUCUCCUCAAAGCAACAAAGGCCAAAGUUUCUUCAUGUGACUGAAGUAGUGAAGAGAGAAAAAUACAUUAACAAUCAUGAGGAAAAAUCAUUUCCAGAUUGACUUUAAGGUGCCUGCUUUUAAUAUCAAUAUGUAACUUUUUGCAGAAUAACAUUGAGUUGAAAGGACUCAAGAAAAGUGCUGUUAAACAAGGAAAAUGCAAGGCAUGUAUAAUUAAAGUCAAGAUGUUUGUUAGCCAUUAAAUAUUGACUAUAAAAAUAUUCCAUUGCAUUUGAUGUGCAGAAAGAUGUAAUAUACUUGGCGCAACUAUGGGAAGAAGUCCACAUAAGGCUCCUCCAAAUCCAGGUUAUAGUGAGAGUGUCCAGGAGCUGAAGACCACCAUCCUCUCUAAAGCUUCACAGUCUGCUGAAAUCACUCUCUCACAGUUCAAAAGCAAAAUUCAUGACCUGUGGAAUGACCUGUUGAAUGAAAACUUUGUUUUCAGUGUCAAAAACACACUUGAAAUUGCAGUGUACAGAAAACUUGAGGUCCAGUAAGGCAUGGGCCUUCAGGAGCCAAAAGUUGACCAUUGAGAACCAGCAUAAUACCAGAAUUGAAAAUGGAAAACUUGACAAGUUCAUUAAAGAUUGACCAUAAAAAGUAUAAGAUGCCGUUUAACUAACAAUGCUUGUUUUUGUUUGUUCAUUUAUGUCAUUUUAUGUAAAUAUAAGGAAUAUAGAAGUUAUGUGUUGUUAGGCAUUAUAUUAUGAUUUCCCUAAAAACACUUAAUUACUUUUAUGUGAAAAUAUCAUCAGACAUGACGUGAAACUGUUCUAAGUUGUAUGCCCUCAAAGAAGUUGGGGGAAAAAUGGAAAUUUGACAUUUUUUUUGACAAGAGUAAUUUUUAUUUACCUAAAGAUGUGGUUGUUUUUCAAAAAAAUACAAGAUGGGAUAUUUGUGCUGUUACUGUUGUUUAAAGAGCAAAGAAAGGUCAAGAAUGUUAAGUUUAGACAUGCUGUCAGAUGUAUACAAUUUUUUGAACACGAAAUGGUACCUAUAAUUGGUUAUACAAUAACAAUAUAGACCUCACUGUAAAGCAUUAAACAGCAGAUUUGUUUUCUUUAGUUCUGUUAUACAAUUUAUCUUUUACACAAAUAUUGUAAUCUGAAUUAGAUAUUUUCUGUUAUUAUUAUUCUGUUCCAGUCAUCUGUUAUUUUUUAGUAAACACUUGAUCAAUGAUGCUUUAUCAAGUAGUUGGAGUCUUCAACAAAUUGACACCUCUUACAUUUCUUUUUUAUGCCUAUAUUGGAAUUAGUUCUGUUGUUUGCUUAAUCCAACUCCUGUGAUUGCUUUGAUAGUGUAUAUUAGAUUCAGAAUUACUCGCAGAAUUAUCAGCCAAUGUGAAAAAAAGUUGUUUUUUUACUGUAAUAAAUAUAUAAUUCACACAGA
Centropristis striata (black sea bass) is the source of this 8136-nucleotide messenger RNA. Its product is annotated as interferon-induced very large GTPase 1-like. The transcript is spliced from 19 exons. The record is from RefSeq and is a predicted model, not a curated record. Gene Ontology annotation, molecular function: GTP binding. NCBI's taxonomy places the organism in Eukaryota, Metazoa, Chordata, Actinopteri, Perciformes, Serranidae. Bases 61 to 6684 code for a protein of 2207 amino acids.